Truncatella angustata is the source of this 1855-nucleotide messenger RNA. RefSeq lists its product as uncharacterized. The transcript is spliced from 2 exons. Gene Ontology annotation, molecular function: structural constituent of nuclear pore. The record is from RefSeq and is a predicted model, not a curated record. The coding region runs from base 326 to 1720 and encodes 464 amino acids. Gene Ontology annotation, cellular component: nuclear pore. NCBI's taxonomy places the organism in Eukaryota, Fungi, Ascomycota, Sordariomycetes, Amphisphaeriales, Sporocadaceae. Gene Ontology annotation, biological process: nucleocytoplasmic transport.
CCUAAGUAAACGUUUGAUCAGAGGCCCGAGCUUCCAACAUUAGUUACACGCUGCAAGCAAGUUAAGCAUCCAAUCUGUUUGUCAACACUGGAGAAGUGUGCGGGCCAACGUGAACUGGUCCACCAAAAAGUGGCAGAUAAUUCUUGUGAUGCUAUGAGACAAGGCUGAAAGGACGACACCUCAUUGGCAACCACCCGGGAAUCCUUUAUAAAAACAACACUUUCAUUCCAGUCGCUCGCCGCUCCUCACGCCCCCGAGCAUCCCUUGCAUCCCUUGCAUCGCACCACCAAGCAUCAACCACCAAACACCAAGCUCUCUCUCAGCGAUGGCCCUCGCCAGGUCUGCCAGUGGCCCUGGCGGCUUGAGUAUCAACACGUCUUCCGCCAACAAUCUCUUUGGUGCACCCUCGACCAGUGCAGCACCUGCCGGCGGUGGGCUGUUCGCCAACGCAUCGCAACCCCAGACCACACAGCCUGCGACCGCAUCAGGUCUCUUCGGAACCGCCUCAAACACCACGCCAGCUCCUAGUACCGGUGGUCUAUUUGGGUCCACCGCCGCGACUGCCACAACCCAGCCCGCACAGCCACCCGGGGCAUCGAGCGGCGGUCUCUUCGGAUCCAACACAGCACAAACACAGCCGACGAUGGGGUCAGCUCUGUUUGGUGGUCAGACGAACAGCACGAACCAAGCUGCCCAACCAGCGCCUGGCGGUGGUCUGUUCGGCAACACCAGUACUACAAAUCAACCCGGGCAGCAGCCUGCGACCGGACAAGGCCUGUUUGGCAACGCCAACACCAACAAUGCUCAACCACAACAGCAACAGCAACAGCAGCAGACCGGAGGCCUCUUCGGAAACACCCAGCCCACCCAGGGCAGCUCCCUCUUCGCAUCUUCCCUCCUUGGUGGAGGAAACCAGCAACAACAGCAACAGCAACAGCCUACCGGCCUAGGUGCCUCCCUAGGCCAGUCGACAAACCAACAGACCGUCCCCGGUGUGCGAAUUGACCUGUCCAAUGUUCGCGGUACCACCCGGUUUAAUGACCUCCAGGAGGAUUUGCAGAAGAAGAUCAUUUGGAUUGACGAUCAAAUACAAUCAUACAUGAACCAGAAGAACGAGCUUGACGCCUUCAUGCCCGGCCAUGGCGAGAUGCUUUCCCAUGUCCCCAACGAUGUCAAAUUUGUCCAAAUGAAAUACGACGGGGUCCAAAGUGCUUUGCGGUCCGACGCCGAGGCCAUCGAGUCCGUCCAGAAUUUACACGCCCAAGACGUCGAGCACGCCAAACUGAGUUUCAGAGCCAUUGACAACCUCAAGCUCCCUCAACAAUAUCACAACACUGGUCUCUGGUCGUCCAGGUCACAGACAGGCUCUAGCGCCAAUACCGAGUCUGAUGGCCAAGAUCUUGUCAGCUUCUUCUCCAAGACUAGUGAUGAGAUGGACGAGCAGUUGAAGAGAUAUGAAAAGAACCUCACGGAAAUUGAGAUGCACAUGCACGGUAUCCAGGGCAGUCUGAUCGAGCAGCUACAACGAAUGAUGGCCACCAAGAAUGGCGGGCCUUCUCCUGCUGACGAGAAGCUCGCUGACUUGGCUGCCGUUCUACGAGACUUCGAACAAGGUAUUCUCCAAGUCGCCACGAGUGUUGGCGGGGCGCGUGAAGGCAUGACUCGCCUUCAGUUGGGAGAGUUCAUCCAAAAUGACCACUCGAGAAGCGGCGUAUAUUGAUGAAACUGUGUACAUAGUCUUGAGCUGGAUUCGGUUUUGGUUAUCACAUAAUCUGGCGUUGAUACCCGGCAGGAAAAAUAAGACGGCAAUCAUUACAGGCGUUGGGGAACAUGCUCCUGUGCAUCAAAGCGCAGG